This is a messenger RNA of Teleopsis dalmanni, 2513 nucleotides long. RefSeq lists its product as uncharacterized. NCBI's taxonomy places the organism in Eukaryota, Metazoa, Arthropoda, Insecta, Diptera, Diopsidae. The coding region runs from base 120 to 2378 and encodes 752 amino acids. The transcript is spliced from 3 exons. The record is from RefSeq and is a predicted model, not a curated record.
CUCAAUUCUCGUGUUUUAAUUGUCCAUAGGCAUAUAUAUAUAGCAUUUCUUGAAAAAGACAAAUAUUUAAUUAAUGAAUUAUUUAAUUAAAUAAGUGUUUUUGAAUAUGCUAAGCGAUUAUGGAGGAGAUAUGUGAAAGAUGUUAUAAAAAAGCUUCUCAUACUUGUGCAAGGUGUGGGGAACCUUAUUGUAGUGAAAAUUGCCAAAGAAUUGAUUGGCCCAAUCAUCGUCUAGUAUGCAGAAAAAUGCCUGAUCUCGUACCAUUCGUAAAGUAUCGCGAAGAAGUAUAUAAAGAGCUGCAGCCAAAAAAAGAGAUUUCUAGCGAAAGGAACAUAGUUCAUGCAUAUGUUGACAAUCAUGAAGAUCCAAAUAGCAAUAAUCACAAUGAUCAACAACAACAUGAUCAGCUUGUUGGUCCGAUGACUCGAAAACAUUUUAAUAACAAUGAACAGCACAAUGAUUCUAAACGAUAUGAUCAAAGUAAUAGAUUGCAGGAAUCCAAUGUUCAACAAAAGUGGGAUCGCGAAGCUGUUAAAGAUAAAUUUAUUGAUAAACAAUAUGAAAAAGAUUUUAGUUGUGAUCCACAGUAUCCUGGUAUUGAUGCUCAAUCUUUACGAUGUGACACAAAACUUGAUAAUGUUUCUGAACAAAAUAAGUGGGAGAAUCGUCAAGAAUUUAACAAAGGCGGUGAUAUACUAAAUGGUAAACAAUGUUCAAGUUUUCGAACAUCUAGUACUAAAUAUAAACAACGUCAUGAUUACGAUGAAAUGGGUACUACUUAUGUUCAAAACCGUUUAAUUUAUAAUGAACAAUGUAACAAAUCCCAACAAAAUUAUAAAAACAUUGAACUACAGGAUUAUAAGGUUCCUGAAGAAAACUUUGAUACUGAUAUUGUCGAAAAAGAUUCUGGUUAUAAGUUAAGUAAUCAAAAAUAUCCUGAUAUUGACAAUCAAUACUUACAACUGGGUAUUCAACUUGAUAAUGUUUCUAAACAAAAUAAGUGGGAGAAUUCUAAAGAGUUUGACCAAAAUAAUUACAAAGAAAUUGGUAAACAAUCUAACAAUCGUAAUGGUUUUCGAAAGCAUGACGUUAAUGAUAUUCAAGUAAUUUCUGAUAAUAGUGUUCAACAUAAUAUGGGUAAUUCAGAAUCUUUUACUCAUCUUCCACAGCAGAAACGUCUUGAUAAUUCCGAUGGAAUUGGUACUAGUACUCAAAAAUCUUUAAGUUAUAAUAAACAACGUAACCAUUCUGAAGAAUAUAAUAAAAAUCAUGAACUACUGGAUUACAAGGCUGUUGAAGAAAUAUUUGAUGUUGAUAUUGUCGAAAAAAAUUCUGGUUAUAAGUUAAGUAAACAAAAAUAUCCUGAUAUAGACAAUGAAUACUUACAACGGCGUACUCAACUUGGUAAUGUGUCUCAACAAAAUAUGUGGGAGAAUUCUAAAGAGUUUGACCAAAAUAAUUACAAAGAAAUUGUAAAACAAUCCAAGAGUCGUGAUGGUUUUCAAAAUCAUGACGUUAAUGAUAUUCAAGUAAUUUCUGAUAACAGUGUUCAACAUAAUAUGGAUAAUUCAGAAUAUUUUACUCAUCUUCCACAGCAGAAACGUGUUGAUAAUUUCGAUGGAAUUGGUACUAGUACUCAAAAAUGUUUAAGUUCUAAUAAACAACACAACCAUUCUGAAGAAUAUAAUAAAAAUCAUAAACUACAGAAUUAUAAGGCCAUUGAAGAAACAUUUAAUGCUGAUAUUGUCAAAAAAGAUUCUGGUUAUGCGUUAAGUAAUAAUCAAAAAUAUCUGGAUAUUGACAAUGGAAAAUUACAACGUGGUAUUCAAUUUGAUAAUGUUUCUAAACAAAAUAAGUGGGAGAAUUCUAAAGAGUUUGACCAAAAUAAUUACAAAGAAAUUGGUAAACAAUCCAACAGUCGUAAUGGUUUUCAAAAUCAUGACACUAAUGAUCUUCAAGUAUUUCCUAAUAACAGUGGUCAACAUAAUAUGAAUAAGUGGGUGGAACCUAAAGAACCUCUUCAUGUUGUUAAAACAGAAAGUGGUAAUCAAGCAAUGAAAUCUAAAUCUUUCAAACAUUGUGCUGGUGAUAUUCAAGUUACUUGUAAUAGAAAACAAAGUAGUGAUGGCACAUCUCAAACUCAAGAGUGUUUUAAAACACAAAAACGAUAUGAGGAAUUACGAGUUGAAAAUGUUGAUCAACCAAGAAACGAUCGCUUUAAAUUGUCAUAUGGUAAAAAAAAUAAAAAAUCAGGUGGCAAGGAUAUAAAAGACCUGGAUACGGAUAUUCGAUUGUAUCUCGGUAAUAAUCUAAAACAGCGCCUUGAAUGUGCAAGGCAAGGUAUUAAUUUUCUACCAAUACCUUUUAAGAACAAUUAAAUUAAUUGAAUAAUAUAUAAUAUAUAUAUAUAUAAUAGUUCAAGUUCGUUUUAUGACUUUUGACAUUAUGAAAUUUAUUAAAAAAUUUGGCAAUUGAAUAACUGGUUUAUAGUCUAUGUUGAAAAGUAUAUGUAA